Dama dama (fallow deer) is the source of this 2435-nucleotide messenger RNA. RefSeq names its product aminomethyltransferase (gene AMT). Lineage: Eukaryota; Metazoa; Chordata; Mammalia; Artiodactyla; Cervidae. Gene Ontology annotation, molecular function: protein binding; aminomethyltransferase activity. Gene Ontology annotation, biological process: glycine catabolic process. The record is from RefSeq and is a predicted model, not a curated record. The transcript is spliced from 10 exons. Gene Ontology annotation, cellular component: mitochondrion. The coding region runs from base 714 to 1934 and encodes 406 amino acids.
AUCAGAGUUCUUGCAGGUGGAAUCUGCCUGCAGGGUCACUGACUUAGCCACAUUCAGCUUUUGCUAAGAGGGUAAUGAUCACAGUCUUGUGUUCAGUGUGUGUGGGUGGGAGGGGGGAGGUCCCUGGGAUGGCAGACCUCCUGCAGAGCUGUGUCCCCAGCACAGGGCCUAGUGUGCCUCAAGAUCAAUAAAUACCUGUGGAAUGCAUCCCCGUGCUGGCUAUCUGUGUUCACCCAGGGAGAGAGCAGAGACCCUCCCAGGGGGCCAGGUUACAGUGGUAUUCUGCCUGCCAGGCUGGCUCCACCCUCCUGUGCCCUCUCCACCCCUUCCCCUCCCCCCAGGUGACCUUACAGGCCUGCUGUCCCAAACUGGUGAUUCAGGCCUUUCAGCACUUUGCAGAACUUUGGCCCUUUGGAGGCAGGGCAGUCAGCCCGGGGAGGUCUAGCCCCCAGCUCUAUUUCUGAGUGGCUUCACUGGCUCCCUAUCUGCCCUGAUCAGAUGGAAGAAGCGCCCGGGGCUAUUUCCCUGCAAGAGGAGUCAAGGCACUGCAUGCGCUAAAGCCCCGCCUGCCCUUGGGGCUGCCCACUCUCUCCUGUGAUUCCCCCAGGGCGGGGGGGAGAGAGACCUAUUUAAGCAGGGCCCGGACUACAUCUCCCAGCGUGCCUGGCAGAGUGGUGGCCUCUGUGCGUCGGCUGUACCAGUUGUGGGCAACCAUGCAGCGGGCUGGGAGUGUGGUGUCCCGUCUGGGCUCGCGGCUGCAAGCUCUCCCCUCGGCCCCAUGCCGUUCGCUCAGUUGUGCGCAGGACGUGCUCCACAGGACACCGCUCUAUGACUUCCACCUGGCCCACGGCGGGAAGAUGGUGGCAUUCGCGGGCUGGAGCCUGCCCGUCCAGUACCGGGAUAGCCACGUGAAUUCACACCUGCAUACACGGCAACACUGCUCGCUCUUUGACGUGUCCCACAUGCUGCAGACCAAGAUAUUUGGCUGUGACCGGGUGAAGCUGAUGGAGAGUCUAGUGGUUGGAGACAUUGCAGAGCUGAAGCCAAACCAGGGAACACUGUCGCUGUUUACCAACGAGGCUGGAGGCAUCUUAGAUGACUUGAUUGUGACCAACGCCUCCGAGGGACACCUGUAUGUGGUGUCCAAUGCUGGCUGCAGGGAGAAGGACCUGACCCUCAUGCAGGACAAGGUUAGGGAGCUUCAGAACAAGGGCAGUGAUGUGGCCCUGGAGGUGAUGGAUAAUGCUCUGCUAGCCCUGCAAGGUCCCACUGCGGCCCAGGUGCUACAGGCUGGCGUGGCUGACGAUCUGCGGAAACUGCCCUUCAUGACCAGCGCUGUGAUGGAGGUGUUUGGCGUGUCUGGCUGCCGCGUGACCCGCUGCGGCUACACAGGAGAGGACGGUGUGGAGAUCUCGGUGCCGGCAGCAGAGGUCGUCCACCUGGCAGCAGCUCUGUUGAAAAACCCCGAGGUGAAGCUGGCAGGACUGGCAGCCCGGGACAGCCUGCGCCUGGAGGCGGGCCUCUGCUUGUAUGGGAACGACAUUGACGAGCACACCACACCGGUGGAAGGCAGCCUGAGCUGGACGCUCGGGAAGCGCCGCCGAGCUACUAUGGACUUCCCAGGAGCCUCAGUCAUUGUUCCCCAGCUGAAGAGCAAGGCACAGCGGAGGCGUGUGGGGUUAACGUGUGACGGGGCUCCUGUGCGGGCACAGAGUCCCAUCCUGAGUCCAGAGGGUACCGUGAUUGGUGCUGUGACCAGUGGCUGCCCCUCACCCUGCCUGAAGAAGAAUGUGGCGAUGGGUUAUGUGCCCUAUGAGUACAGUCGGCCAGGCACCCCGCUGCUGGUAGAGGUGCGGCGAAAGCAGCAGCCGGCCGUGGUCAGCAAGAUGCCCUUUGUGCCCACAAACUACUACAUCCUUAAAGCGCAUUUCUGAGCGAUGGACCAGCCUAUGUGCCAUUGACCCCUCUCUUGCCUGCUGGAGAAGAUUGAUUCUGGUAUCUCGUCCUUCGAAAAGGCUCACUUCAAGGGGGGAGAAAGCCUGCCCAACCUACCUCACCACGGUUUCUCACACUGCAGUGCCGGCUACCUCCUCUAGUUCACUGGCCAUGAAGGCAAGCCGUUGCCUCUCCCUGGGCAGAGAUGUGAUUCCUGACUCAUAGAGGGUUGGCCCAGUAGGGCUGCGGGGCCCAUGUGUAAACUCGGGGAUGGCUGAGGUGGGCAUGGAUCCAUUCUUUCACAUUCUCCAGUUGGCACAAUCUGCUGCCCAGUAGCCAGCCACACCAGGCCAGGCUCACCAGCUGUUCUGAGCCCCAGGGCUGCUGUAGACAGGCUGGGCCUCCUCCCCAGCUUGCCUUAUCCUGGGCUGACCUUCACCCCUGGGACUUAUUAUUGGACUCCACAGUACUAAAAAAAAAAAUUAAAUGAGCUUCCUUCC